AUGGAUGAACUACUAGUGGAAGUGAGAGGAACAAGUGGUGCCUUUUAUAAGGCAUUUGUGAAGGAUGUCCACGAAGGCUCUAUCACAGUUGCAUUUGAAAACAAUUGGCAGCCGGAGCGCCAGAUCCCAUUGCAGGAUGUGCGAUUUCCUCCUCCGACAGGGUUCUGCAAAGAAAUAAAUGAGAGCGAUGAGGUCGAGGUGUAUUCUAGGGCAAAUGACAAGGAGCCAUGUGGAUGGUGGUUGGCCAAAGUUCGCAUGGUUAAAGGAGAGUUUUACGUUAUAGAGUAUGCUGCAUGUGAUGCGACGUUAAAUGAGAUUGUGACGCUGGAACGGUUACGGCCGAUCAAUCCCAGCAAACCAGCCACAAAAACUACCUUCAUCAAGAUCAGACUGGACGUCCCUGAUGAUCUACGGCAAAUGUGCUCUAAGGAAUCGGCACACAAAGACUUUAAAAAGGCUGUUGGAGCAUUCAGUGUCACCUACGACUCUGAGAAGAAACAGCUGGUAAUCUUGUCAGUAAAUGAGGUCACAGCAAAGCGGGCCAACAUGAUGAGCGACAUGCACUUCAGGAGCCUCCGUACCAAACUGUCUCUCAUGCUAAGGAAUGAAGAGGCUAGCAGACAACUCGAGAGUUCCCGACAGCUGGCAUCACGGUUCCAUGAACAAUUUGCAGUGCGUGAUGAUUUAAUGGGACUCGCCAUCGGGACUCACGGUGCCAACAUUCAGCAAGCCCGUAAAGUCCCGGGAGUCACUAAUAUCGACCUUGAUGAAGAGACUUGUACAUUCCAUAUUUACGGAGAGGACCAGGAAGCUGUCCGUAUUGCUCGGAGUUUCUUGGAGUUCUCUGAAGAUGUCAUCAAAGUACCCCGGAACUUAGUAGGCAAAGUGAUUGGAAAGAGUGGUAAACUAAUCCAAGAAGUGGUUGAUAAGUCUGGUGUCGUGCGGGUUCGUAUUGAACCAGAAAAUGACAAAAAGCCUUUGGUGGGGUCAAUGGGAGGAGCAACAGCAUCAGCAACCGAUGAUGGAAUGGUGCCCUUUGUCUUUGUGGGGACCAAGGAAAGCAUCUCAAAUGCAACGGUACUGCUAGACUAUCACCUGAACUACCUGAAGGAGGUGGACCAGCUUCGUCUGGAGCGUCUUCAGAUUGAUGAGCAGCUGAGACAGAUUGGUGGCGGGGGUGGUGUUAGUGGGACGGGCCCACGAAAUCUUAAAGACAAAAGCUAUGUGUUUGACAAUGGCACGGGCCUUGGGAGAGGUGCAGGGGGAGGGAAGCCUUAUGGAGGAGGAGGAAGAGGCGGUCGAGGAAGAAGAGGAGGGAGUGCUGCUUUUGCCUCAGGCACCAAUUCAGAGGCAUCCAACGCUUCAGAGACAGAAUCUGACCACAGAGACGAGCUCAGCGAUUGGUCCCUGGCUCCCACAGAAGAGCUAAUGACAGGUGGUGGAACGUUACCCAGACGGACUGAUGGGAGAAGGCGGCCAGGUGGGGCAGGACUUCGGGGGCGAGGAGGAAGAGGAAGAGGAGGAUAUAAAAGUGAUGAUGUUCAGUGGAGUGACCCAAGGCCUCGUCAUAUCAGAGAGCCCAAAACGAGAGCUCAGGAUGAUAACUUGCAGAUUCGCGUGGAUGGAAACAAUGAACGUAGCGUGCAGCAUUCCUCAGGAGGGAGAGGAGGAGGGCCUUCAUCGCAGGGUGGGCACAGUGGCGGUGGUGAGGGCCCGCUGCGCCAUCAUCAGCGAACCGUUCGGGACCGCGGAAUGAAGAAAGAGAAGCAGGAUACUCCCCCUCUGGUGAACGGAGUGUCGUAG
Molecule: messenger RNA, 1803 nt
Organism: Nerophis lumbriciformis (worm pipefish)
Lineage: Eukaryota; Metazoa; Chordata; Actinopteri; Syngnathiformes; Syngnathidae
Source: RefSeq, a predicted model, not a curated record